Prunus avium (sweet cherry) is the source of this 1842-nucleotide messenger RNA. NCBI's taxonomy places the organism in Eukaryota, Viridiplantae, Streptophyta, Magnoliopsida, Rosales, Rosaceae. The record is from RefSeq and is a predicted model, not a curated record.
AUGCAGUUGGGCUCCACACACUUCUCUCCUCCCGAUCCACGAAGUCAAGCAGACCUUAUUCAGAGAGUUGACCAGCUAGCUCAGAAAGUUGACCAGCUCCUCAACCAUAUAUACUUAGCUCAAAACCUUAGCCUUGGACCACUGGGCGAAGAGAGAAGGAUGGACGACCACGCCAACAGGCAGAUCGACGAGUGCCGAGCAGGUCGAGCAGACAUGAGCAGACAAGGAGAGGGACAACAACGUGAUCAGCUCGCCAACAUGUCACAAGCAUCCUCAAGCCACACUCAGAGCAAUGUGCGAGGAAGGCUGGGCCCACGACUCGACAUCCGCGACCGCCUAGGCCCGCAGAGGAAUGCUCCUCAAAGGCUAGGCUCCCAGAGAGGUCAACCUGACAACCUUCACGGUGAGGAUGACGAGGAAAAGCGCUCCGCUGCUCACUCUCGAAGAACCAAUUCUCGUCGACAAGCUACAGAGGAUCACUCGCAAGCGCAGUCCACCAACACGCAGCCUAGGCAACGCAGCCGAGAAGCUCGAACCUUGCGAGUCAACGAGGAGGUCAAUCAGCGUCGCCCGAAUAGCGAAGGUUGCCAACGUGUCCAACCAGCAAUGCGUGCGGAAGACGUUAAGAAGCUUGUGAACGACCAACUUCGAGACUUGAAAGCUGGCGGGAACUUCGAAGAUGCCCUACGCAAGGAGAUGGACCAAGCGAACUCCACGCCUUUCACUGUCGAAAUUGAGCAUGCGGCUCCCCCGAAGCGGUUCUCGACGCCUUCGUUUACGCCCUUCAAGGGAGACUCCGAUACCGAGAGCCACCUAAAACACUUCAAAAGUGUCAUGAUCCUCCACAAGGACGACGACGCGUUGAUGUGCAAGGUGUUUGUGAUGACCCUGCGAGGAGCAGCUCAGGAUUGGUUCCACACCCUACCGUCCGAGUUGAUCAGCAGCUUCAAGGAGCUGGCAUACGUCUUCGCCAAAGCAUACACAUCUUACCGGACAAUCAAGAAGAACCCCGACCACCUGUUCAACCUACGCAAGAAGUCCGACGAAUCCCUUCGAGACUACAUCAAGAGAUUCAAAGCAGAAAAGGCCAACAUCGUAGGAUGUAACGACCAGAUCGCAUCCUCUGCCUUCAAGAGAGGCUUGCCAACUGAGUGUGACCUGUAUCGCGAGCUGACCAUCUCUCCCUGCCAAACACUGGAAGAAGUCUUCGCGACAGCAGAACGCUACGCACUUUGGGACGAUGACCGGAUCGCCGCAAAGAAGGUUGCCAAGCAAGCCGAUCAAUCGGUUGAGCAGGCAAGCCAAAGGAACGGUAGGAUAAAUGACAAGGAUGGAGGCAAGCAUGGAUUACAGCCUCUAUGUUAUCUUUUUAAAAACAAAUUUGGGAGAGAAAGCUGGAGAUUUCUUCUACGACAAGGUCUUGCCUUUCGUGGCCACAAUGAGUUUGAGGAUUCAAGCAACCAAGGUAAUUUUCUUGAGCUUUUGCAAUUUCUUGUUGAUCACAAUGAGGAAGUUAGAGCUGUUGCUUUGAAAAAUGCUCCUAAAAACCUCAAAGUAACUUCACCUAAGAUUCAGAAAGACAUUGUAAAUGCUGCAGCAACCACCAAGGAGCCACCUCAGAAGGUCAUAAGGAUUAACACAAUCCUAGCCGACUCCGAGGAAUCUGGGCUGACCAGCAAAGAAAAGAAGAGGAAGAUCAAACAGGCCAUUGUGGUCUCCCAAGUCUCGAUCGACCUUCCACCGGCGGAGGACGACCCUGUGAUCGGCUUCCAGAAGAAAGAUCUGAUCAGCCUCGAUAUGCCACACAACGACGCCCUUGUCGUCAGCAUUCAAAUCGCUUAG